Molecule: messenger RNA, 2079 nt
Organism: Cylicocyclus nassatus
Lineage: Eukaryota; Metazoa; Nematoda; Chromadorea; Rhabditida; Strongylidae
Source: the annotation of a GenBank genome assembly
CUUUAGAUAUUGCCGAGCCGUUUAACAGCACUUUAUUGGUUUUGGUCACGGAAUGGGGGAGUUCGUGGAACAAAGCUUGGAAAGUUUACUUCCAACUUUCGAACAGCUCAGCUUCGUUCAGUUGUUCACAGAGAGUGAAGUAGCUGCUUUCAUCAAGCGCUGUCGACAGUUCGAGUACAGACUUAAUAAACAUGAGAAAACACCUAGAGAUUUCGAUCUCUAUGCUGACUACCUGUGUGACUUCCUUAAGCUGCUGAAAGCUCGCCGAACAAGAAUGCAGUAUUGGCAGAAACUGAAGAUUAUAGAUAGACCGUUGCUCAAGAAAGUUGCUAGCAUCUAUAGAAGAGCGGCAGAUCGUUUUCAGGGAGAUUUCCAUCGUUGGGAAAAGCUCAUCAGCUUUUUGAGUGAGCACACAAUGCGCCGUGAGUUAGCAGCUGCAUACACUAGGGCUUUACAGAUACAUGGACAAAAUGAAAAUCUUCGCAGAGAUUUUGCCUUGUGGCAGUUUUUCUCCGCUGCUAGUCCUCAGAAUGCCCGGACUCAAAUAUUGGCAUCUCUCCGCUUGUUUCCACACUCACCCCUACUGUACACCGCUUUUUUCACAAUUGAAUUGCAUUUCGUAGAAAAAGUGCUGAAACGGCGAAAGUUCAUCACAGAAGAGCGAGGCAAACGCAAGAAAGAUGCGGACGAAAGUGAUACCGAACGUGUGUACGACGAAGAGGUUUCGGACAGUAUAAUGAACUUGGACGUAGUUAGAACAGUUAUCGAACAAGCUCUCUCCGCAGUCCCUCCUGCUCAGGCUUCAGGUAUGCUUGUGGAAAUGUGGAAGGAAUGCAGCAACGUUACUCUGGUACCCAACAUUGAAAAAAUCAAGAAUUUCCUUGUGGACAAAUUGAAGGAAUUUGACAAUGAGGACACGAGGUUGUUCGAGAUUGAAGAGGCCUGCAAAGGCGGAAGCUCAAAAUUUGAUGCAUUUGAAUCGGCCGUUGCUAAAACACCCACCGAAAAGAUGUAUCGUCUCUACUUGGAGUGGCUCCGCGAAUUGUCGACAAAAGAUGCUUUCUCCGAAAUGAAGACUCGGUCUCUAUUGAGGAAGAUUUGUGAAGGUGGCUGGAUGACAAGUAAGGAUUGGGUAGAACUUGAGAAGUCUAUGGAAGAAGCUGAAGAUGAAUUUGACGAUCAAUUUCUUGAGAAAUGUUCGCAGCAAAGACCGGAAUCUGCUAGACUGUGGCAAAUCUAUCUUGAAAGGCGAUUGGAGGGCAGCAGUGAUCCAAGCCAGUUCAGGGAAUUAUGUAAUCGUGCCCUGGAAAAGGUUGAUCCGGAAGAAAGUUUUCCCAUAUGGGAGCUCGCUAUCGAUCAUACUAUCAUAAACGCACCUAGUGAAGUAGAGCAGGUCUUUCAAGAUGCCAUCAAGCAUUCACUCACCUCAGUCUCAUCCAGAAUCAAAAUACUUUUCGUGGAUUAUCUUAAGCAACUGCUUGAUGAUAAAGUAAUCACAUUGAAACAAUAUAAGGACAGAAUUACGAAGCUUGUGAGCAGCAAGCCUAACAGUUCCGAUUUCUACUGUCAUGUACAUAGAAUAGAACUGGAUCGUGCAGAUCCGGAUGUGAAGUUCGCUGGAUCUGUACUGAAUGCAGCAGUGAUCGAGGAGUCUGCUACAGUCGAGGCAGUGAUAUUAUACGCAAAAUGGGCAUUGAAGUACGACAUCUCGAAGUUUCAUGUGGUUCACCAGACUGGUCUCAAGCUUUUCAAAGGUGUUGAACUUGAUCACUUCCUGGUCGAAUGGACGAAGCUAGUACAAAAUCUGGCUAGUGAUGUGGUGAAGAACGAUCAAGAUAACGUUGUGAAAGAAGGGGAAGCUACCUCCCCCAAGCCUGUUGCUAAAGCCAAAGAAGAAGAGUGCAUAACUACGGUCGCAGUUGAUGAUAAUGAAAAGGAAUCUAAAAAGCCGGUGAAACGAAGAAGUGUUUUGCGAAAGGGCAGCCCGCGGAAAGUAACCAAAUUGAGAUGAUAAUGAUAGAUGAUAGAGAGUAACAUUCUAAAAAUUGUCUUGUUCUAAGGUUUGAAUAGUGAUUGUCU